Colossoma macropomum (tambaqui) is the source of this 3999-nucleotide messenger RNA. It is a transcript of the gene hoxc3a, whose product is annotated as homeobox C3a. Gene Ontology annotation, molecular function: DNA-binding transcription factor activity, RNA polymerase II-specific; RNA polymerase II cis-regulatory region sequence-specific DNA binding. NCBI's taxonomy places the organism in Eukaryota, Metazoa, Chordata, Actinopteri, Characiformes, Serrasalmidae. The coding region runs from base 2169 to 2957 and encodes 262 amino acids. The transcript is spliced from 4 exons. The record is from RefSeq and is a predicted model, not a curated record. Gene Ontology annotation, biological process: regulation of transcription by RNA polymerase II. Gene Ontology annotation, cellular component: nucleus.
UUUUUACCAUUAUUAACAUUAUAUAUAUAAAAACUCAGAAGGCACAUGUAUGUUCACUGGUCAUUUUGGAUAGUAAAUAAAAUGGCUAUAUUUGCAUUAUGGCUGUAAUAGAAGUCAUGACCCUGGUUCAUUAUACCACCAUUGUAAAGAAAUCUGAGCUGGUAAGUUUCUUUUUCACAUCAGAGCAAUCUGGUGGAGUUUACAUUGCAGCCAUUGAGACAAAAUUGUGAAAUAUUGAUGGAUGUUUUAAGUGUAUUGUGAAGAUAAUGUUCCUCAUAUUGAUACUUAAUUAAGUUUAUAAAUAUAAACUCAUUCAAAUGCUUAAACUCUUGUCAAUGCACUACAUUAGGCAAUCCUAACUUGUAAUCUUAAAUUAGAGAAAAAAAGACUUCAGUGUGUUUUCCAGUUAUAGGAAGUGAAUGAGAAGAUUGCUUAAUUUUCAAGUGCACCAUUUCCCCAUGAACAAAAUAUACUAAUACAAUUUUGCCUUUCAGUUUACUUACUUUUGGCAAUAAUUUACAUAAACAUAUUUCAAUGGUGUGGAAAAUAUGCACACAUUUGAAUAAAAAUAUGCAAAUUCAAUGCACUUCCUUCAGACUCAAAUUGUACGUUCCAGGAAGAGUUCAGGAUCUAAUGCACCUAUAUUGUGUCUAAUUAAACCUGGGAAGACAUAACUGAAUGGCAUUAAGGUGCAAACUCAUACAUAUGCUCUUCCAGUGUGUAUGUGGGCACUGUAUGGUAUAAGAAAUCGGAAAAGAGUAACAAAAACACCAACAGCCAAUAGGGGGCGCUGUUUUAUAUCCCUCUGUUUGUUCUCCUGCAUUCGGGGUCAGCUCACUGUCCUCCUUUUCAAGUUUUAAGGAGAAAUAAUCCUCACUGCACUACCACUCUUGUGAUAGCUCCACCACACCUUUCGAGGAGAAUGGAAAAGCACCCAGGGCAUUUAGACGAGGCACUCAGAGGGAUGACUAGAAAGGAGUUACAAUGUUAGAUUUGCCUCCCACGUUCUGUUCAUAAGUUCCUGUUAGGACAGGAGCACACAGGUCCCAACAAGUCUUUGGUAAAUCUCAUAGCAUGCUUAUGUUUAGAAAACCCAAUGAUAAGAAACACUUGUUUCAUGACAGAGUUAGAGAUGUAUUAGAGAUGGUAUUUGGCCCAUUGUGGUAGCUUAUGGCCCUGCAAAAUAUCCUUUGUUACCUGAGGAAAUGUUCACCAAGGGUGGCUAAGGCCGUCAAAGGCACAGAUUGUUUUAGGCGGUGACAUUUUUAAAAAUUCCAAUUAAUUUUAGAUUUUAUGAAAACUUCUUGCCAAACAAGAGAUUUUUAGGAAGACUUCUCUGGCUCUACUUUUUAUUUCUCGCUUUUUUUUAUAUAUAUAUUCUUAUCUUAUCUUUCAUAGAGAAAUAUGAUUGUUGCUUGUACGUAAUAAAGUGUCUUUGAAGUCCAGCAUAGUACAAAACUGAACCUGACAUUGUUCAAUAUUUAUUUAUUUACUUAUUUAUUAUAAGUUUCUUCUUCAUCAAAAGGGAGAUUUUGCAUGUGGCCCCCCGAAAGGGUGGGGUCAGUUUUAGAUCUUCCAUUACUGCCAAAAAUAAACAAAUCCAUCAAGGAAAUCAUUCUGAAAAUAACCUGAGCUAAAUGCAUAACAUUGUCCCAGUUAAGAGGAUCAUGCCUUAGGACAGUUCACUUAAGUCACCCUCAGAAACAAAAGGGAGAGAGAGAGAGAGAGAGAGAGAGAGAGAGAGAGAGUAUUAGAUCAGAUAAUCAGAUUAUAGUGUCAUUAAUUGUUAUUUUUUGUGUUUGUCCUUGAUUGAAUUAUUAUUGGUGGAUUGUUAGCAUUUAGCCAUGUUGCAGAUCAAAAAUAUAAUUUUCCUUUUUAAUCAAUUUCGGUUUUUCCCUCUUCCCCCACUUUCUCCCUCUCCACCUUUCAGUCUCUCUAACAGAAAAGAAAAGGAUAAAUUAUGAGAAGAGGGCAGAGAGCUUGGCAGAACCGGUUAAUCACUGGAGCUAAUAGCAGCAGAGGAGCAUGGAGACGGAGGCGUUGUGCUCCCUUCGCCGAGAAGUUGCUCGAGCAUCGUCCCAUGUGCCGGGCUAUUGGAGGACGGCCCCACGUGACUCAGGGGUUCACCCGUGCUGCCAGACUAUUAAAUACGUGAAGGCAGUUCUGCGAUGGAGCCUGGGCACCAUGCAGGCCAUGUGUGGGACCCUGUUUUCCUUCAGAAGUCCCACAUACCCUGUGCUGGUGUUGCCCAAAACACGAUGGGGAUUGGACUCCAGGUGAACAACUUGGUGAAAACUACUGGAACAAGCGCUAUCUUCUGCAAGACCACCUACCCUUGGAUGAGUGAAAGGCAGUCUACUCCAAGCCAUGGCACAGCUAACUUCUGCCAAUCAGGUGCCAGCGAUGAGGCCUGUUCUCCAGAGAGGGCGAGGAAGAAUGACAGCAGAUCUGCCAGGAAGCGUGCACGCUCAGCUUUUACCUCCUCUCAGCUACUGGAGCUCGAGAAAGAGUUCCACUUCAGCGCCUACCUGUGUCGCCCACGGCGACUUGAGAUGGCCUCGCUGCUGAAGCUCACAGACCGACAGAUUAAAAUCUGGUUCCAGAACCGCCGGAUGAAGUACAAGAAGGACCACAAGGGGAAGGCAACAGCGUGGCCAUCUUAUUCUUGCCAGGCAGCGGGCGCAUCAUCUUCUGCAGAAGCUGGUGUUGCAAUGGACGUCAAAGCUCAAGAGCAUCUCAAGUUCUUGAACUGUACUCAAAGCAGCUAUGGUCAAACCACCUACAAAGACUGGUUCUUGCUUACAAAGGCAGCUCCACCCAUUACUCUGGACUUCAGCAGUGCUCCUCAACUAGCGUCCAGACCCAACGACUCACCUUUAGCUUCCGUCUCUGACCUCUAUCUGCACCAGCAAGACGAGGGGUGCCUCCUGGUACCUCCUGAACCCUCAUACAUGUGAUGCAGCCCAUCUGCACUACACAACAUACCUGUCAAUGGCCCAGCACUCCUUCAGCUGUAUCUCUGUCUGACAGUUUGCCCAUGCCCAUGCCAUACUCUGAUUAAACACACCUCCCCAGCUGCCAGCGCUUUGAGGAGAGGCAGGAUUUGUUGCCCUUAGAAGCUGAUUUACAGGCAGAACGUUGACUUGGAAGAACCACAGAGCCAAGUUCACUGUCGUGGGCGAAGGGCCAGAGGAGAAUUACAUGUUAUCAGCCAAUAUGCAGCAAAGCAGGGAGGUUUUCCUCUGUGGAUAAGCUGCUGCAGACUCUGUGAAAAGAGCCGAGAUUUAUUACACGUGGACGUAAGCCCACUUCUGAGAGUUUAUCUACUGAGCACAGAAAACACCAUGUUUAAAAAAGCAUAAGAAUCCUCCUAACGUUAACAAGUGCAUUCAUUUUUUAACUUUAAUGGGAAAUAAGGCAAGAUAAUGCAUUGUCGGAGGCUUGUGUCAGCCCAUAUUUAUGUGCUUCGAAAUGAUGCUGUAGGAUGCAGGGUUAGAAAGGUUUGGAUUUUCAAACUAUGCAGGUUCAUUAACCAUUUGACCAUUACGCAAAAGCUAAGAUGGACUUUUGAGACUGAGAGGAACCUUUCAUGUCACCAAUACAUGUUCGUGUAACCAGUAUAAAUCUUUGAAUACUUUGUGUAUAUGGCAAUGUUUUGUCUCAGAUAAGGUAUUGUGUUACUUCUGCAUCGAUUACUAUUAUGUUGUACCCUGUAUUCUGUUAUUGGUGACUUGAUGGGUAAUUAGGCUGACAUGUGAAUAACAUGCUAAGGCAUUACAUAUAACAUGGUUAUAUGACAUAAAAUAGUCAUAUUAUUUAGCAUUAUUUGAUUCUGUGAUGGUAAAUCUAAAGAAGAACUACCUCAAGUGUUCAAUACAGGUCCAGAUUCAUUAAGAAGCAUUAAUUAAAUUGUCAUUUGUUGACUUUUAGACAUUAGAAGAUAGAAAGGGCUUUUCAUUUUAAAGUGUUCAAUCUGUGAUCGUUUCUGUGUUCCUAUGU